Mizuhopecten yessoensis (Yesso scallop) is the source of this 1221-nucleotide messenger RNA. Its product is annotated as microtubule-associated protein 1A-like. NCBI's taxonomy places the organism in Eukaryota, Metazoa, Mollusca, Bivalvia, Pectinida, Pectinidae. The coding region runs from base 1 to 1221 and encodes 406 amino acids. The record is from RefSeq and is a predicted model, not a curated record. The transcript is spliced from 2 exons.
AUGGCCCUUAGAGACAAAACCACACACGUCAGCUCACUCCGGAUUGAUCCACGAGACAAAACCUCACACGUCAACUCACUACGAACUAAACCACGAGACAAAACCUCACACGUCAGCUCACUCCGGAUUGAACUACGAGACAAAACCUCACACCUCAGCUCUCUGCGGAUUGAGCCACGAGACAAAACCUCACACGUCAACUCACUACGGAUUGAACUACGAGACAAAACCUCACACGUCAGCUCUCUACGGAUUGAACCACGAGACAAAACCUCACAUGUCAGCUCACUCCGGAUUGAACCACGAGACAAAGCCUCACACGGCAACUCACUACGGAUUGAACUACGAGACAAAACCUCACUCCUCAGCUCUCUACGGAUUGAACCACGAGACAAAACCUCACACGACAGCUCACUCCGGAUUGGACCACGAGACAAAACCUCACACGUCAACUCACUACGGAUUGAACUACGAGACAAAACCUCACACCUCAGCUCUCUGCGGAUUGAGCCACGAGACAAAACCUCACACGUCAACUCACUACGAACUAAACCACGAGACAAAACCUCACACGUCAGCUCACUCCGUAUUGAACCACGAGACAAAACCUCACACGUCAGCUCCCUCCGGAUUGAACCACGAGACAAAACCUCACACCUCAGCUCUCUACGCAUUGAACCACGAGACAAAACCUCACACGUCAGCUCUCUACGGAUUGAACCACGAGACAAACCUUCACACGUCAGCUCUCUACGGAUUGAACCACGAGACAAACCUUCACACGUCAGCUCUCUACGGAUUGAACCACGAGACAAAACUUCACACGACAGCUCUCUACGGAUUGAACCACGAGACAAAACUUCACACGACAGCUCUCUACGGAUUGAACCACGAGACAAAACUUCACACGACAGCUCUCUACGGAUUGAACCACGAGACAAAACCUCCCACGUCAACUCACUACGAAUUGAACUACGAGACAAAACCUCACACCUCAGCUCUCUACGGAUUGACCCACGAGACAAAACCUCACACGUCAGCUCACUCCGAUUGAACCACGAGACAAAACUUCACACGUCCGCUCACUCCGGAUUGAACCACGAGACAAAACCUCACACGUCAACUCACUACGGAUUGAACUACGAGACAAAACCUCACACGUCAGCUCACUCCGUAUUGAACCACGAGACAAACCUCACGCGUCAGCUCACUCCGGAUUGA